AUGUUCGGCCUCAGUAGAAGAUCAGCGCUCGCUCGCUCAAAAUCCUUGGCUGCGCUGCCCGCGCGAGCUGCAGUCGCAGCUCAGCCAUCCUGCAUCAACACCCAGGAUUUUCACUCCACGCCGUCGCAGGCAGCGGCCCGGCCAACAUGGAUGCCCAUGCGCGUCAAGACUCCGUGGAUCGACGCGUUGACACAAAUGCGCGAGGCUCAGAAGCCUGGCCCGCAUGAGGAUGAGAGCAUUAAGCGUGAUGUCACGCCGAAGAAGAUGUCGGAUAGCUAUUACAGUGCUAUUCUGCCUUUGGCGCAAGACAAAUGGCUUUUGGAUUCUUAUCUCAAUUCCUCUGGGCAUAUUCGAUUGGGCUCGCUUCUGAUGGACCUCGAUGCCCUAGCUGGCAUCGUUGCUUACCGUCACACAGGUGACGGUGUAUCCACUGUCACUGCGGCGUGUGACCGGAUCACCAUUGAGAAUCCGCUGAUGGAAAUUUGUGACCUUGAGCUCAGCGGCCAAUGUACCUAUGCGACAGGUCGCUCCAGUCUGGAAAUCUCCCUUCAGGUCAAUAAGGCCCGCCCGGAAGGACAGCCGGCGAAACCUGAAGAUGUCUUGAUCACUUGUGCUUUCACGAUGGUCUCUCUGGAUCCUGCUACCAAGAAGCCUGUCUCAAUAGCUCCUCUCAUCAUUGAAACUGAAGAGGAAAAACGCCUCUUCCAAAAGGGCGAGGCGAAUUACCAGGCCAAGAAGGCCCGUCGCACACGCAGCCUCUUGGAGAAAGCACCUGACGAGGAAGAGAGUAACCUGAUCCACUCAAUGUGGACAAAGGAGAUGUCCUACUUAAACCCCCAAAGCACAGUUACCCGCCCCGCAAACCAGGUAUUCAUGGGCGAGACCGUCCUCAAAUCCGCCAUGAUCAUGCAACCCCAAUAUCGCAACCGCCACAACUUCAUGAUCUUCGGCGGCUUCCUACUAAAACAGACCUUCGAGCUGGCCUUCUGCUGCGCCGCGUCCUUCGCACACGCGCGACCAAACUUCGUCGCCCUCGACCCCAGCACCUUCGAGAACCCCGUUCCCGUAGGCAGCGUGCUGUACCUACGCGCCACGGUUGCGUACACGGAGCCCGAGGAGCGCGAGGGUGAUAGCACCAAGUACACCAAGGUGCAGGUGCGCGUUGACUCCAAGGUGCGGGAUGUCGAGCACGGCACGAAGAAGUCCACGGGCAUGUUUAACUAUACUUUCCUUGUGGAGAAGGAUGUGCAUGUUAUGCCGAAGGGGUAUGGCGAGUUUAUGGUUUGGACUGAUGCCCGGCGUCGGGCGCAGAUGGCUGCUGCUAUUGAUCCUCAGCAUAAGUUGAGUGCGCUGCGGAGUAUUAAGGACAGUGUUACUGAGUAG
This is a messenger RNA of Penicillium roqueforti, 1383 nucleotides long. RefSeq names its product putative acyl-CoA thioester hydrolase. The transcript has 5 exons. Bases 1 to 1383 code for a protein of 460 amino acids. NCBI's taxonomy places the organism in Eukaryota, Fungi, Ascomycota, Eurotiomycetes, Eurotiales, Aspergillaceae. Gene Ontology annotation, cellular component: mitochondrion. Gene Ontology annotation, molecular function: fatty acyl-CoA hydrolase activity. The record is from RefSeq and is a predicted model, not a curated record. Gene Ontology annotation, biological process: acyl-CoA metabolic process.